This is a messenger RNA of Odontomachus brunneus, 792 nucleotides long. RefSeq lists its product as uncharacterized. The transcript is spliced from 2 exons. The record is from RefSeq and is a predicted model, not a curated record. Bases 31 to 744 code for a protein of 237 amino acids. Lineage: Eukaryota; Metazoa; Arthropoda; Insecta; Hymenoptera; Formicidae.
UCGAAGUCGCGACAACACUUUCGUAACGUAAUGAGGACCAGGACGAUCGUAAUGCUGGCCUUGCAAGUGGCGGCCUUGGUGGUGGCGGCCGAUCCGAGUCGGGAAGAUGUCAACAGUCUGGAGUACGUGGAAGGGAAACUCACGAAGGCGAUGGACGAGCUCGACAGGAGGGACAUCAUCGGCAUUUACGGCGACGUGAUCACCAUAGAGAAAAUCGCGGAAGACGAAGGAGAGCAGCGGUCGGAGAAGAGCGCUGAUCCGCUUGUCAGCAGAGUCGAGAGUUUCCUUAGAACUCGGAAGAUUCAAAUCAACCUGCCUAAUGACAGCUCGACCGCCGGUUUAUUCGGCCGCGCCCUGGGCCGCAGGAGCUUCGACAUAGAAUUAAGAAGUCUGACGCGGGGAGCGUCCGAAGCGCGCACCAGGCUGAAGAAGAUGAUCCUACCACUAUUGCUGCUGCUGAAGUUCAAGACUUUGAUUGUUCUGCCUAUUCUUAUCACCGUGGUUGGCCUAAUAGGCAUCAAGAGUUUGGGUGGUGCCUUCUUGUCGCUUUUGCUGUCCGGCGCAGUGAUUCUGAAGACCCUUCUCGCGCCGCCACCGCCGCCGAGGGUUACCUACGGGGUUGUAAAGCCGCAUGAAAUUCACCACGAUCACUGGCACAGGUCGGAGCAAGAGGUCAACUCGCCCUACAGAGGCUGGGCACCUGAGUACAACGGCGACCAAUACCCAUACCAUGAAAUCCCGUGAAACGUGACGCGUCCUUGCCAUUUAUUUAUUUAUUCGUCGUAUGUCCGC